CGCUGCUGCUUCUGCCGGUGCUGGUGCUGCUGCUGCCGCUAUUGACACCGCGACGGCGACGACGACGACGACAACGAGCGUGGAAAAGAUGGCGGCGCUCAUCAGGCAUGGCUCGUUCGCCAGCGCGUUGAAGAGUACAUCGGCUAUCCUCGCCGCCGGCACGGUGACCGCGACGGCCGCGGCGACGCGUCGCGAUAUCGCCCGGCACAAGAGCGGCCAAGGGAAGGCCACCAGGGUGGUGGUGAAGGCGCGGAUCGACUCCGCCGGGGAAUCGCUCGCCGCCCGCGGAUUUCUAAGGCCGCAAAAGGCCUACGAGCCCCCGGAAGAUGCGGCCGAGAGGAUCGAGAGAAUCUGCGAGAGUCAAACCAUCCCCCAAAACGACGGCACGAAACUCGAGGAUCCUGUCCUUCGCUUUAAACUGUUCGUCGCCUGCGAGGGGGAAUUUAAGCAUUCCAUUCCGAACUCGCUGCUUUACACUAUCGAGAGUAUCGGAGACCUGAAGCGGUUUUAUUCAACACCGGUUAGCAGCACGACGCCGUACGAAGCGCUGCGCAAAGUAGAUUUGCCCAAGAAUUUGCACAUCCAACAGGAUUAUCAUCGAUUCCAUCCAGAUACCGACACGAUGUUCAACGGCAAAACGGCGUUCCCGAAAAGCUCCACCCUCGUGACCGGUCUCAAGUACAGGAAGAAGUAUCCCGGACACAUGCAGGAGAAUCCAUGGCUGAACGAGCAGAUGAAGAUCUAAAUGGCCAUUGUUGUAGAUUACGAAAACAAAUUGCGAAAGUAUCGUUUAAACUGUUUAAAGGCAAUAAAUUUGUUAAACAACCA
This is a messenger RNA of Temnothorax curvispinosus, 828 nucleotides long. RefSeq names its product 39S ribosomal protein L50, mitochondrial-like. The record is from RefSeq and is a predicted model, not a curated record. Bases 89 to 745 code for a protein of 218 amino acids. NCBI's taxonomy places the organism in Eukaryota, Metazoa, Arthropoda, Insecta, Hymenoptera, Formicidae. The transcript is spliced from 5 exons. Gene Ontology annotation, cellular component: mitochondrion; mitochondrial large ribosomal subunit.